CACACGCAUAGAGGAUGAUGAGAUACUGGUAUCAUUCGACGUAGUCUCUUUAUUUCCCAGUAUUCCAAUAAACCUGGCAAUCAAGACUAUAGACAGAAAAUGGCAUAUGUUAGAAGAACAUACGAAAAUACCUAGAGAAUUAUUUAUGGAUAUAUUGACGUUUUGUAUAAAAGAUUGCAGAUAUUUUAAGUUUAAGGACAACUUUUAUGAACAAAACAAGGGCAUGCCUAUGGGAUCCCCAAUUUCCCCAAUAAUUGCCGAUAUAGUCAUGGAGGAACUAUUGGAAACAACCCUUGAUCAAUUGGAAAACAAACCAAGAUUAAUGACGAAAUAUGUGGACGACCUAUUCGGAAUUUUGAAAAAAGAUCAAGUGGAAAUUACUUUGAGAACCCUAAAUGCCUUUCAUAGACGUAUACAAUUUACGUUGGAGAAGGAAAUAGACAACAGAUUACCGUAUUUGGAUUCAAUAAUUAUUAGAAGAGGGAAUAUGAUUAAGUUGGACUGGUAUCAAAAACCGAUGGCGUCGGGAAGGCUUAUCAAUUUCUAUUCAAAACAUCCUAAGAGAAUAAUUAUGAAUACUGCGACAAAUUUCAUCACAAGAGUAUUGGACACCAGCAACACGGAAUUUCAUAAGAAUAACCUUAGUAAAAUUAAGAAUAUUUUACUCAAAAACGACUUCCCAUACAAGACGAUAAACCAUUUGAUAGACAACGUUUUAAAUAAGGAGAAUAGGGAAAAGAGCGAACCAUCGAGGAAAAUAUACCAAUCAGUGGAAUAUAUCUCAGGACUAUCCGAGAGAAUAAAACAUUCGGACAUAUAUGACAAAGAAAAAUAUACACUGGCAAUGAAGACGAAUAAUACAACAUAUAAAUUAUUUAAUAACAUGAAGUCCAAAUUAGAUAAACUAGAUAAAUCCAAUCUAGUGUAUGAAAUUAAAUGUAAUGGUGACGAAACCAACAUAUGCCAAAAGGUAUAUGUUGGUACAACGAAAACAAAACUGAGGACAAGAUUAUCAUCGCACAAAUCAGAUUUAAGAACACUUGACAAACCAUUAAAUCAAAAAACAGCCCUCGCUGCCCACUGUGCAAUAACUGGACACCAACCAGACUUUGAAAAAGUGAGAAUAUUAGCUGGAGAGAACAAUCACACAAAACGUUACUUACAAGAGAUGCUCCACAUUAUAAAUACACCAACAGAAAAGAGAAUAAAUUACAAAACAGAUACUGACAACUGCGCUCACAUUUAUCGACAUACAAUAAAUAAAUACAGAAACAAUAAACAAAAGAAUAAAAUCAAAACAGUCAGUCAUAGAAGAUCAAAACAUAAACAACAGACGACACUGCAUUAAAAUUAAAUAACUUUCCCUGAAGAUGACCAACGAAGUUGGUCGAAAUAUUGGAAACCACAAUAAAUAUUAAUUAAACUAAGAACAAAAAAGAGUUUUUAAUUUUUAAUAUUUAUUUAAUGAAAAGACCUCAAGCCGAACAAACCCAACAUUUCUGAAAACAACCAAAAGGUCUAG
Messenger RNA from Lucilia sericata (common green bottle fly), 1522 nucleotides. RefSeq lists its product as uncharacterized. The record is from RefSeq and is a predicted model, not a curated record. The transcript is spliced from 2 exons. Lineage: Eukaryota; Metazoa; Arthropoda; Insecta; Diptera; Calliphoridae. The coding region runs from base 107 to 1348 and encodes 413 amino acids.